UUCUUUUUUUUUCAUUUACCGCUACUUUUGUUAAUCGGUUGACUUCUCCGUUAUACUUUUGUUAUUAACGACGUUAAAUAGUACUUACCUGCAACAGCUGCAACUUUCUAUACGUUAUCGUGCGGAAUUUGUAAAGAGUUAUUUACCUAACGACCAUGUCUGGAUUUAAUCCGUAUGGGAACCCACCCCAGUACCCUCCGCCCCAGAGCCAGAUAUACCCACAGCUAUACAACCCCACCAAUGCUCCAGUGCCCGGGCAACAAGCCCCACAACCAGCUCAACCAUACCCAUAUCAGCCGGGCUUUGCAUAUGCAUACCCUGGACAACCUGGAAUGGUGCCGUCUGGCCCUGGCAUAGCCCCAACUCCUCCAUACCCUGGACAGAUGGCAACUGCACCUUCAGCACCUGCAGCUUUCUCAUAUGCCGGCUUUCCUAAUGUCACUCCACAACAAGGAUAUGGGCCGGCCAUUGAAUGGAUUCCAUCGUCCACUGGAGACGCAGCCACCCUAAGUGACAGAGCUGUGGUGGCGGGGUACGAGGGAUCCGACGGCAGUCCUCUGUGGGUGAUCAGGGCGCGUUUCGAAGGAGACCUGAUCCCCGGCAAGUUCGCUGCUAAGCACCGUGCGGCUUAUGUGCCUUGGGGGAGCAAUGAAAACUCUGUUGAUCGUUUUGAGGUGUGCUGCGCGCGUCCGGAGAGGAUCCGCUGGGUCCCGAGCCGCGACGGCGCCGCGCCGCCCAACGCCGUGGUGGCCGGGAACACGGCUGCCGGCGAGCCGCUCUACGUCGGCCGCGCCAAGCACGAGGGCUCGCUCACGCCGGGCAAGGUUCAUCCUUCGCACAAAAGUAUGUACAUUUCCUAUGGCGGUAAAGAAAUACCCCAUAACACCUACGAGGUAUUGUGUACUAUUUGAAUAUGCUUCGAACAUACCAUCAGACCCUCCAACUUUGCCCAAGACGUUAUUCAAUAUUCAAGUUAAAAUAAUACUAAUCAAAUUCAUAAUUUAGAU
Molecule: messenger RNA, 1007 nt
Organism: Cydia amplana
Lineage: Eukaryota; Metazoa; Arthropoda; Insecta; Lepidoptera; Tortricidae
Exons: 5
Coding region: 156-911 (251 amino acids)
Source: RefSeq, a predicted model, not a curated record